UCCCGCUCUCUCUGUCAGUAAAGGAGCUGAACGCCAGCCGGUGAGACACGAUAAGGAGCUGGCUGAGGGAGAACUGACAGAGCUGCCACCUUGCUGGGAGGGCUGGAUGACAGGGCAGCGGCACAGCAGAGCCUCAUUUUUUUGGCUUCAAUGAAUGUGUGAAGACUCAGAGGAGCACCUCAUCUUCCUGCUGGGGCUUGUGAAAAAGUAGAUUGCACUAGUACAGAUGGAAACAGCUUCUCAGCCUCUCAGUGGUUAGAGUUGGUCAAAUGAGUUUCCCCAGUGGAAUCAGAUAAACAACGACCGUGUUUACUUCACAAACUGUGGUUCCUGAUAAAACCUUCAGCAUUAACCAGGAUUGGCCUUUAGUCAGAGGUUUAAACUUAAAUUUAUUUGACCAAAUCCACAUCCCACAUCAAGCAUGGGCACAAGAGGCCUUUGCGGCUGCCUCCUUCUGACUGUGCUGCUCAGCUUAUCAAAUGCUGGGCUCGUGAAGAAAGUCCUACGGCAUCGACGGCAGACUCUGGCACCCCUCAGAGAUCAUAACAUCACUCUCCCGAGUGCAGACCAUCCUGUGGUUUUCAACCACAUCUAUAACAUCAAUGUUCCUGCCAGUGCCCUGUGCUCAGUGAGCCUGGAUGCUCCAGAGACCACACAGCUCCAAGCUAAAGAUGCACCAGUCUCUUCAGGCCAACACAUCACCGAGCACACCGUCGAUAGGGAGAACCAGAUCGUCUUCACCCACCGCAUCAACAUACCUCGGCAGGCCUGUGGGUGUACGGAGGGCCUGCCCAGCCUGAAAGACCUCAUUAGCCGGCUGGAGAUGCUUGAGGGAGAAGUUUCAGCUUUAAGAGAACAGUGCAAUAGUGACACGGCGUGCUGCAGUGCACAGCUCUCAGGUAAGGUUGGAACAAAACCCUACUGUAGCGGUCAUGGAAACUACAGUGUUAAAACCUGUGCCUGCACAUGUGAACCUGGCUGGAAGGGACCCAACUGCACUGAGCCCGAGUGUCCCAGGAGCUGCCAGGACCGGGGCCGCUGCGUGGAUGGAAAGUGCGAGUGCUUUAAGGGUUUCAGUGGAGAGGACUGCACACUCGAGGUCUGCCCUGUAGACUGUGGAGAGCACGGUCAGUGUGUGGGCGGCAUUUGCAUCUGCGAGGAUGCUUUCUUUGGUGAAGACUGCUCGCAGACCAAGUGCCUCAAUAACUGCCAAGGCCGCGGUCGCUGUGAUGACGGAGACUGUGUGUGUGAUGAACCCUGGACUGGUGUCGACUGCUCUGAACUCAUCUGUCCUAACGACUGCUAUGACCGUGGUCACUGUGUGAAUGGCACCUGCUACUGUGAGGUGGGAUACACCGGGGAGGACUGUGGACAACGCAGCUGUCCCAACAGCUGCCAAGGUAAUGGUUUCUGUGUUGAUGGCCAGUGUGUCUGUACUGCUGGCUACACUGGAGAGGACUGCUCUCAGCUCACCUGCCUCAACGACUGCAGCGGCAGGGGUACAUGCUUCAACGGGAUGUGUAUCUGUGACACGGGCUACCAAGGGGAAGACUGCAGCCAGUUAGCAUGUCUGAACAGCUGUAACAGCAGAGGCCAGUGCAUAAAUGGGCAGUGUGCAUGUGAUGUUGGUUUCCAGGGAGACGAUUGCUCUGAGCUCUCCUGCCCCAGCAACUGCCUGCACAGAGGCCGCUGCAACAACGGCCAGUGUGUAUGUGAGGAAGGCUUCAGUGGGGAGGACUGCAGCAUCAGGACCUGCCCCUCAAACUGCUAUGGCCGCGGAGAGUGUGUUAAUGGACGUUGUGUGUGCCAUGUAGGCUUCACCGGUGAGGACUGUGGUGAACUGAGCUGCCCUAACAACUGCCAAAACAAUGGCCGCUGCGUGGAUGGCCAGUGUGUUUGUGAUGAAGGCUUCUCUGGGGAAGACUGCAGUCAGAAAGCUUGCCCCAACGACUGCCUGGCCCGGGGCUACUGUUUUGACGGUAAGUGCAUCUGUCAGGAAGGCUUCUCAGGAGAUGACUGCUCUGUGCUCGCCUGUCCUGAUAGCUGCAACAACAGGGGGAGCUGCAUCAAUGGCAAGUGCACAUGUGAGAGUGGAUAUGGAGGAGAAAGCUGUGCAGAGCUGAGCUGCAUCAACAACUGCCAGGACCAAGGCCACUGUGUGAAUGGUCAGUGUGUCUGUGAUGAGGGCUACAUCGGCGAGGACUGCUCAGAAGUGUCUCCUCCAAAGGACCUUACAGUUGGCGAAGUCACUGCCGAUACAGUUGAUCUGUCCUGGGACAACGAGAUGUUGGUAACAGAGUAUCUUGUGACGUAUGUGCCCACAAGUCCCGGGGGUCUUCUCCAGGAGUUCACUGUGUCUGGAGACAAGGCCUCUGCCACUGUCAAAGAGCUUGAACCUGGCAUUGAAUAUCUGAUCAGUGUCUAUGCCAUCCUGAGCAACAAGCGGAGUGUCCCUGUCAGUGCGAGGGUGGCCACAGAUCUCCCACAGCCAGAGGGUUUACGAUUCAAAUCAGUGACAGAGACAUCAGUAGAGGUGAUGUGGGACCAGCUGGACUUCUCCUUUGAUGGAUGGGAGAUCUAUUUCCGCAACACGAAAGAAGACAAUGGAAAAGUUGUCACCUCCCUUCCACCCACUCAAAACCAGUUUCUCCAGUCAGGCCUGGGACCAGGACAGGAGUAUGAAGUCUCCAUCAGCAUCGUCAAGAACAGCACCAGAGGACCCCAGACUUUCAAAACAGUCACUACCAAGAUUGACGGCCCUCGGCAGCUGGAAGUGAAGGAUGUGACGGACUCCACGGCUCUGGUCAGCUGGUCCCAGUCGGUGGCUCCUAUGGACAGAGUCACCAUGUUUUACAGCCCCACCUCCAACCCCUCAGAUGAAACCACUGUGGAGGUUUUACCACCAAACAAGCAGCACACCAUUGACAAACUGAGGCCAGACACUGAGUACACAGUGUCACUCAUCUCCAGGAGUGGAGACCUCAGCAGUGACCCUGUCACCACCAAAUUCACCACAGAACUGGAUGCCCCGAAGCACCUACAGGCCGUGUCCCAGACGGACGACAGCAUCACCCUGGAGUGGACCAACAGUCGGGCUGAUGUCGGCAGCUAUCGGGUGAAGUACAGCCCCAUCUCUGGAGUGACUCAUGGCGAGGAAGUGUACCCACAGGGGCCAGGAGACACCACAAAAGCUACUAUCACUGGGCUAAGACCAGGGACCGAGUAUGGGAUCGGUGUGACUGCUGUGAAAGAUGAGAGAGAGAGUCUCCCUGCUACUGCAAAUGCAGCAACUGAUAUCGAUCCUCCCAGAGGUUUUAUGAACAUAGACUCCACAGACACUUCGCUCACUUUAAAAUGGCAGAAACCUCAAGCCAGAAUCAGCGGCUACACGCUGAUGCACAUCUCCAGAGACGGCCAGGUUGAAGAGGUGCAGAUCCCGGCCACAGCGUCCAGCUACGUCUUGUCCAACCUGGCUCCUGGAAUGAGCUACACCCUCACUUUGACUGCAGAGAGGGGGCACGAGAGGAGCGCACCUGUCACCCUUCCUGCAUCCACAGCCUCUGUCAUAUUUUAUUUAGCUGGCUCAGACGACCAUGAGCUAACGACUCCUACAGGCUCGGAGGACAAUGUCAUUAGCUUUGCGUAUCUAGACCCCUCUGACUCCCAGCUCUCUGGGAUGGAGCCUGAGGAUGAGCAUGGAACGCUUAAUAUUUCAGGCACCACAUCUGAUGGAUUUGACCCCUCAUGGAGACUAAAGGCUCACGGUGUCUAUAAUAGUUCCACAGUAGAAUAUAAAGACAUGGAUGUGAGCGAGGUCCAGCUUCCUGGAGAUGCCACUGGCUCUAGAAUCGAAGGCCUGACGGCAUCGACAGGAUAUCAAGUAAAACUUUAUGAAACAACAAGUAGCCAAAGAUCUGCACUACUUGAAGCCGAUGCAGUCACAGAUGGAGUCGCCCCGACAACCCCACAGUCUGCUCUGGAAAAUGAAGCAGGUCAAAGCCCAGAUCUCCACCGUGCUCCUUCCACCUUAGAUAACGAUUUGACGACAUCUGGGGCUGAGCCUGAAAGCUCGAACCUGGAUGUACUGGGCGACCUCACAAAUGUUACCUCCUCUAGUGUAAGGCAGGCUUGGUCGGCGCCCGACGAGGCGUUCGAUAGCUCUGUGGUGGUGAUCAGUGCUGCAGCAGGGGCAGCACAAGCUCAGGUGCCCACACUACCAGGAAGUGUGAGGGAUGCUGAGAUAGAGGGUUUGUCCCCCUCCACACACUAUGAUAUUACAUUGCAAGGGCUGGUGCAAGGAAAGCAAUCUUUUCCUCUCAAAGUCUUGGCUGCCUCAGUUGACCCAGAGGAGGUGACGCCCGGGGUGUUGAACCUCACCAUCUCUGACAUUACAUGGGACAGCUUCACUGCGUCCUGGAGCCCCACUGGUGGGGACUUUGACAGCUUUGUCAUUGAGGUAACAAACUUGAAGAAUGUGGAAGAAAGCAACAACCUCACUCUGUCUGGAGACGCCUUCAGCCUGGACAUCCUCUGGCUCAGUCCCAACACCAGCUACUUGGUUGGCCUGUAUGGGAUGUAUCAGGGCUCCUUCCUUGAACCCGUGUACAGUGUAGCCACUACAGAGGCUGAGCCGGAGGUGGAGCAUCUCUUUAUCUCAGACAUCACAGCUGAUGGCUUCCGUCUGUCAUGGACGGCUGAUGAAGACACGUUUGACAGAUUUGUGAUAAAAAUAAGAGACGGCAAAAGAUUAGCUCAUCCCCAGGAGUACAGCGUCCACGGUGAUGAACGAACCAUGGUUUUAACUGGACUCAUGAGCGCCACCGAAUAUGAAAUCGAGCUUUAUGGAGCCAAAUUGGGCACACGCUCCCAGCCUAUUAAUGGGGUUGCUCAGACAGGCCUGAGCAACCCAAGAGGACUUCACUUCUCUGACGUGACUGACUCCUCAGCUGUAGUUCACUGGUCCAUGCCUGUCUCUCCAGUGGAUAACUUCCACAUCACCUAUGUGCCCUUUGAAGGAGGAAGCCCAAAGACAGUGACUGUGGAUGGCAGCGUGUUCAAGGUUUUACUGCCCAGCAUGUUUCCUGGCAAGACGUACCAAGUGACCGUCAGUGCCGUGAAGGGUCUGGAGGAAAGUGACCCCAGCACUGACACUAUCACCACAGCUCUGGACAGACCUCAGGGUUUGACUGCAGUGAAUGUCACUGACACCUCAGCGCUUCUGCUGUGGCAGCCGUGUGUGGCCACUGUUGAUGCUUACGUCAUUACCUACAGUGCAAAUAGAGUGUCCCCAAAGGUGGAGUCUGUUUCUGGGAACACCGUGGAGUUUGAGAUGGGCUCCCUGGAGCCAGGAACCCACUACACAGUUGGAGUUCAUGCUAUGAAAGAAGCUCAGAAGAGUGAAUCUGCCGUUACUGAUUUCAUCACCGUUGUGGACCCUCCUCGUGAUCUGACAGCUAUCAACGUCCAGAGUGACAGCGCUACUCUCACAUGGAAACCUCCACAUGCCGCCGUCACCGGUUACACACUCACCUUCUCUUCUGUUGAUGGUACAAUCAGGGAAGUGGUGCUAAGCCCCACAGCCUCCUCUUACAGCAUGACUCAGCUACUGGGCUCUACAAAGUACAGCGUCAGACUACAGGCCAUGGCUGGAGCCCAGAGGAGCCGUCAUGUAACCACCAUCUUCACCACCAUUGGACAGUUGCACAGACUCCCCAGGGACUGCGCUCAGAUUUUACUGAAUGGAGAGACGACCUCUGGUGUGUUCACCAUCUAUGUGGGCGGAGAGGAGAGCCAGCCCAUCCAGGUUUACUGUGACAUGACCACAGAUGGCGGAGGAUGGAUGGUUUUCCUUCGACGCCAGAAUGGAAAGCUGGACUUCUUCAGGAACUGGAAGAACUACACCGCUGGAUUCGGUAACAUGAAUGAUGAGUUCUGGCUGGGUCUUCCCAGUCUCCAUAAAAUCACAUCUUCUGGUUAUUAUGAGCUACGAGUGGACUUGAGGGACAAGGGGGAAUCAGCCUACGCUCAGUAUGACAAUUUCACAAUCGCAGAGCCAAGAACACGUUAUAAAAUCAACAUAGGAGCAUAUAGUGGAACAGCAGGUGACUCCUUGUCCUACCACCAGGGUCGGCCUUUCUCCACCUUCGACAACGAUAAUGAUAUUGCUGUCACCAACUGCGCCUUGUCCUACAAAGGUGCCUUUUGGUAUAAAAACUGUCAUCGUGUCAACCUCAUGGGGAAAUAUGGUGACACCAGUCACAGUAAGGGCAUCAACUGGUUCCACUGGAAGGGCCACGAACACGCCAUUGAAUUUGCAGAGAUGAAGAUUAGACCAGCCAACUUCAGAAAUUUUGAGAGCAGAAAAAAGCGAUCAUAGACUCAUGAAUCCCCUCCUCUUGUGCACCUCAUCUCCAUCCCCCUGAGCCUUGUCAGCAGUUGUCACACAAACUGAGGCAGUCACAGUCACACUGGCCGUAAUUACAUUUUGGAUGUGAGACCCAAACCCAGUAACAUUACACCAAAGAAUUAAAUGAAAAUCAAAUUAGUUGUGCUUUGUGUUGCCAUCCCAGUUUGACACUGUUGUAUGUGUGAUGAUAUUUCAGUGUCCCAAGAGAAAGUGGCUGUUGAAUUUGAGUGUGAAUGGACAUGCAGAACUUCUGUUACUGGGACCAGCCAGCUGUAUUCAUAGGACAAGUCAUUGUAAAAUUGUGUAAAUGGAUCAGUUAUAAUAUGUCAAGGGCACAUAGCCACAAGGUUUCAGGCCGCUCAUACCCACCACCGUAAUGGACAGACAAUUCAGAGCUGUUAACAGUGACUAAAAUUAUCAAAUGAUGAUAAACAGAAUUAACUCCAUUAGAUAUUGUCAUGUUUACUGUACAACCAAGAGAACCUUCCACUAAUACCACUGAAUUCAUAUUUAAAUUCUGGUUUACCUAUUUUGAUAGAAAACAAAUGAUGCUC
Molecule: messenger RNA, 6960 nt
Organism: Monopterus albus (swamp eel)
Lineage: Eukaryota; Metazoa; Chordata; Actinopteri; Synbranchiformes; Synbranchidae
Product: tenascin-like
Exons: 26
Coding region: 422-6376 (1984 amino acids)
Biological process (GO): neuron projection development; regulation of cell adhesion
Molecular function (GO): protein binding
Source: RefSeq, a predicted model, not a curated record